Messenger RNA from Carya illinoinensis, 1899 nucleotides. RefSeq lists its product as uncharacterized. The record is from RefSeq and is a predicted model, not a curated record. Bases 1 to 1899 code for a protein of 632 amino acids. The transcript has 5 exons. Lineage: Eukaryota; Viridiplantae; Streptophyta; Magnoliopsida; Fagales; Juglandaceae. Gene Ontology annotation, molecular function: nucleic acid binding; RNA-DNA hybrid ribonuclease activity.
AUGAAUUUGGAAUUAAGUCAACAGUUUUCUGAAUCUGAAGUGUGGAAUGCGCUGGCAGAAAUGAACCCCUCUUUGGCACUAGGACCUGAUGGAAUGUCUCCUGCAUUCUUUCAGAAAUAUUGGCAUGUGGUAGGAUCUUCCAUGAAGGGUGCGAUCCUUCAAGCUUUAAAUACAGUUAAUGGCGUUCCCAAAGGGCCUAUUAUUCCUACUCGGGGGUUGAGACAAGGGGAUCAUUUAUCCCCUUAUCUUUUCCUCUUUUGUACUGAAGGUCUUUCUUCUUUGCUGAAUGCUGCUGGGGUUAGAAAGGAUGUUUCUGGGCUAAAAAAUUGCAGAAAUGCCCCUAACAUCAAUCAUUUGCUUUUUACAGAUGAUAGUGUUAUUUUUUGUAAGGCGGAUGUGGAAGAGAAUAAAAGGGAAAAAACAUCUACGGUUUUUAGCAAUAAUGUCAGCCACGAGUUACAGCAAGAGAUCCGUUCUUUGUGGGGUAAUGGGGAUAUCCAACAAUAUGAGAAGUAUCUUGGAUUGCCUCAAAUAGUGGGUAGAUCAAAAACCAGGGCAUUUCAAUCUAUAAAGCAACGGGUUUGGCAAAAAUUGCAAAGUUUGAAGGAAAAAUUAUUGUCUCAAGGGGGAAAGGAGAUCUUGCUCAAGGUUGUAACGCUUUCGAUUCCAACUUAUUCGAAGAGUUGUUUCUUAUUGCCUGCUUCUUUUUGUGCUGAAUUAGAGGGUCUCAUGUCAAAUUUUUGGUGGGAGCAAAAAAGAGAGGAAAGAAGGAUUCAUUGGGUUAGUUGGCGCAAGAUGUGUGAAGCUAAGUGUAGGGGUGGAUUUGGGUUUAAAAAUUUAAGAUUUUUCAACCUAGCUCUUUUGGCUAAACAAGGUUGGUGUUUACUGCAGAAUAAUAAUUUGGUGUUACAUAAGCUACUCAAAGCUCGGUACUUCUCUACGUCCAGUUUUUUAGAAUCUAAUUUGGGGCAUUGUCCAUCAUUUAAAUGGAGGAGUAUUUGGGAGGCAAAGCAUUGGCUAAAGGAGGGUUGCAUUUGGAGGAUUGGGGAUGGGCAAAAGGUUAAUUUAUGGCAUGAUAAAUGGCUGCCAGGUCAUCAAAACUUAGCUUCAGAACAUGGGGUGGUCGAGACUCACAGGGAGGAUGUUGUGGCAUCAGUUUUUCAGGUGGAUAAUCUGGGAUGGGAUAUUCAAAAACUAAGAACUCUCUUCAAUCCAAGUUUAGUGUGUGAAAUCAUGAAAAUUAUGGUAUUUUCGAGUGGUACAGCUGAUAAAUUGAUAUGGAAUUUUGAAAGAAAUGGGAUGUUUUCGGUUAAAAGCUGCUAUAGGUUGAUUAUGGACCUCUCUCGGCUUGAAAUUUCUGAAUCCUCUAAUAUUAGAUCUCAGCAGAAGUUGUGGAAAGCUUUAUGGAAGAUGCCGGUUCUGUUCUUUCCCGGUAGAGGAUUUACUGCAUGCAGUUUUCACUUGCGAUCAGAUGCUCAUAAAGCUGGAAUUGGUGCUAUAUUGCGUGAUUCUAUUGGGCAUGUUCUUAUGGCUGUUUCAAAAAUUGAGCUAGCUUUAGAAGAUCCUGAAACCGUGGAGCUCCUGGUUGUUUUUCGAGGCAUGCAGAUGUGUAUUUCCAUGGGUAUCUCGGCUCUUGAGGUGGAAAGUGAUUGCUUGCUCCUUGUUCAAGCUUUGCAACAGGAAGAUAUGACAAAUUCUUUGCCCGGCAAUUUGUUUUCAGAAGUGAAACGUUUAUGUGAUUAUUUUUCAAGUGUUUCCUUUGUUCAUGUGUAUAGAGAGGGCAAUAGAGCUGCUCAUCUACUUGCUAGAAAUGCUUGGAGAGUAGAGGAUAUUGAUAUGUGGUGGGAUAGUAUUCCAGACUUUCUUUCUCAAGCCUUAUGGUUUGAUAAAUGUCUGUAA